Messenger RNA from Marchantia polymorpha subsp. ruderalis, 931 nucleotides. Lineage: Eukaryota; Viridiplantae; Streptophyta; Marchantiopsida; Marchantiales; Marchantiaceae. The record is from the annotation of a GenBank genome assembly.
CAUUGUGAUUUCAAGUUCAACCGCAUCUCUAGAAGACCAUUUCUCGUUCUUCAUUCUCUGCAGACUGAAUUCCAUGUUUCACGCGGCUGUCCAAUAUGACUCAACAUCUCAGCGAUGAACAAUUAACACCAGUGUGGGAAGGCAACGAUGAUCUGGCUGUACUCAUGGACUUGAUCCUGCAGAAUCAGUUGCAGCCGGGUAUGGAUCAUAGAACUCUUCCACGAGUCGAGAUCAUGUAUGCACCGUUUCCUGAGAGCGUUAAGAAUGAAUUCAAUGGUUUCAAUUUUCCAGAGGCAGCUACAAUUCAUCUGGCUACAACAGUCCAGGCCACAUCCAUCAUCAAAGUUCCUAUUUACGCUGCUUUUGGAGGUGCCAUCAUCGGAAAGAGGGGAGUGAAUGCAAAGCGCAUCUGCAAUGAGGCCGGAUUGCGAAAGCUUAGUAUUCAGAAUCACUCAGCUUUUCCACAUCUCAAAUAUCUGAUUAUGGAGGGAUCAGUCAAAGUUCUAUGUGCAGCGAUACGGAGAGUAAACGUGCUGAUCAAGAACGAGACUCUCGCGGGUAAGCUGUGCGAUUGGAGAAUUCGACACGCUUUUUUCAAAACUCAGCUCUGUCGGAAGUUCGUUUCAGGUUUCUGUCGACGCGGAAAUCUAUGUGAUUAUGCUCAUGGAGAGCACGAGAUCCGAGCCGUGGGUACAUAUUUUCCCAAAACAGAUGAGCUCGGUAGCAAAUACACAGAGUAAAAACGUUCGCACAUGUAUCAGUUCGGACGGUUAUAUCCUAAUAAUUUCUAGACCUAUAAUUACUACUUGUUAUUCCAUCAUUUUCAACAUAUCAAGAGAGUAAAACAAACUCCCAAACGUAGGAACGUGAUAUAUACUUAUAAAUUUAUUACAAAAGUUUCUGUAGCAGCUUCUAGUGAAAAGUAAGAUGG